CUCUCUCACUCUGUGCGUGAGCGGGUGUUACUGAACAUACAGUGAUUGUUAGUAAGAGCAGUGAAGCAUUUGUAUUUUACCGGAGACUCACUUAAAGAGCGCUUUGCCUGGUCCUGCAUAGAAAUCGAGGUGCACAAGUCAUACUAGGUCAGCUCACCUGAAGACUGAAGUCAUCUGAGAGAGUCAGACAUGGACUGUCACAAUGAGGAGUGCAGCCGGCCCCAGGAGGAGGAAGACAUCAUGGACAUCCCCCUGGAUGACCCCGAGGCCAACAGAGCUGCUGCAAAGAUCCAGGCUGGCUUCCGUGGCCACAUGACCCGUAAGAAGAUGAAGCCGGAGGACAAAACGGAGAGGGAGGAGGUGAGCAGCACUGGGGAUGUGCUCAACGGCAGCCAGGGGGACACAGAGACAGGAGGAUCGGGGGCAGUAGAAAGGGACGACACAUCUGUGCCAGAGCAGUGACGUCCCUGUCCUGACCCGGAAGAAAGAAGCGAAAGAUUUGGAAGCAAGGUAGCGAGAGAUGGCUGGCGUAAGCUGGACUGGCUGGCUUUCAGGCACACCUUUUUAACCCCAGGAGUCAUUUUCUUUCCUUUUUUUUCCAACACAAUUAUAGCAGUAGAAAAUGAAGCAACAGUUUUGAGGGUGUGUGUGUUUUGUGUGAAAUUUUGUGAACUUUAACACUCUCCGCGUCUCUGCUUCUCCAGCAGUCUCAUCAGUACGGAUGUCUUUGACCCGGAAUUUGCAACUCACUGCAUGUUCUUGUGAAAUUUCUGGUAGUGUGCUAGUUUUUAGAUGAUGAUCUGUGAAUGUGAAAAUGAAUGUCCUCAUAAUGCUAAACAGGGCUUAUUUUGGAUUGAACUGUUCAUGCCAUCUGUGUAUAAACCUUGUAUGCAUCAGCGUUAGACUUUGCCUAAUUAGUGGCUUUUUCUCUUUGUUAAUAUGCAGUGUUCUCUAAUGUGCUUGUACCCUGAUCAUUAUUAAACCUAUUUGACUUGCUUACAAAAGUGAUUAAACUUUAAAAGAGACGUAGCUAUGUAUGUUCUAUUUAUUCUUAUUUACCUUAUUCAGAUUAGAACUGCCUUGAUUACCUUUUGAUCACAUGAUCAGUAUCACCUUUUCAAGCAUUUUCUAUAAAUCUGAUCUUCCACAACAGUAAGCAUGCAGUACUUACACCCCCCACCCCCACCCCCAGAUGCAUUUGGUAAACUUUACCUUAUAAGGUUUGGUUCGGUAUGCUCUGUUGUUGUGUUGGUGGGUUUGACUUGUUAAAUCAAGUGUGUGAAAAUCCAUUGUUAGAGUUUGUAGAGCUGUCAUGCUUUAAAACUAAUGGAAUAGUUGCUGAACUUUGCUGUAGAAUCAUGGCAUUACACAAAUAAAUCCACCUUACAUAUAA
Molecule: messenger RNA, 1393 nt
Organism: Cheilinus undulatus (humphead wrasse)
Lineage: Eukaryota; Metazoa; Chordata; Actinopteri; Labriformes; Labridae
Gene: spa17
Product: sperm autoantigenic protein 17
Exons: 3
Coding region: 190-462 (90 amino acids)
Molecular function (GO): calmodulin binding
Source: RefSeq, a predicted model, not a curated record